GAUUUCUGCUCGAGAUCCGAAAUGAAACGCAGAUUUACGGUUUCGGUCAUCCUUUCUCGAUGCUCUCUCGCUUCUAGUUGGAUAUUCUACAGUGAAUACUUCUACAACUACCAGAAUGAAGGAAGAGUGGAAUGGGUCUAUGGAGACGGCUUCGCGCAUAACUUGAAUAACGUCAACAACCUAGUCUCGUCUCUCAGGUUUGUCGGAGACGAAGACAACUGGAAAAUGGACUCGAUUACACUUUUCGAGUUCGAUUUAUUCUUCGGGAUCGAAUACUACGAUUGGACGGACAACACCCAAGUGCCAAGCGGGAUGUCCACGGUGGGGUCCCUCAUCAUCACGGGCCAAAAUUAUUGGACCGUCUACACGUCCACGAACUUCAGCGGGAACCGAGCCUGCUUGCAGGUCCAGUCCGGACAGUACGUGGGAUUCGCUGCGGAUCUGGACGAGUACGGCAUCUUUACGGUCAGGUCCUACCGGCGAGGGUGUUUUGGCGACAAGAAGAUCACUCUCAACUCAGAUCAACACGGCUUCGCCGUCAAAGCCAGGGAAUAAAUCGACCACUCGCCUGUCCCAUCAGAAAUAAAGUUGUGGAGCCUCG
Molecule: messenger RNA, 601 nt
Organism: Darwinula stevensoni
Lineage: Eukaryota; Metazoa; Arthropoda; Ostracoda; Podocopida; Darwinulidae
Source: the annotation of a GenBank genome assembly